CUCCUGACUCAAGAGCAGAAGAGCUUCCAAGGCGCUUCAAACAACGCAAGUUUACGUGCAAUGUGGAGUUCUUUGGAGCUGACAUUGGCUCAAGGGGUGGUAAGCACGCUCGUUUGAUUCGACGGAAUGUGAGGUUAUUGGGAGGAGCUUGGAGGGGCUUGCUGUUCUGAUGGUAUCUGCUGAAACUCCUUCGAAAGGUCCAGUGGCGUGGCAGAACGUAGCAAUACUGCCUCAGAACCUGUACCACUAGCACGCGCUAAGGCCUGAGCAUACAUAAAGGAUUGAGGCACCGAGGAAAGUUUGUGGUCAAGCCAUCAGACUUCCUGUGAGAUUCAGGCAGCCAGACAAUGUCAAUUCAGUCUGCCAUAACUCGUAAUGCGUUGGUGCAGUUUGGAGUUCAUCAAAGAAGCUUCUUCAAGAGCUGUCCUCGUGUAAUCGGGCCCCUACGAAGAGGUUCAGCUUUCUUCUACGAUAGAUCCUGCUUAGACUAUCCACCUGAAGUGCUCACAGGGGGAAAAAGCAGAAUUAAGCCGGCUGAGUGUAACUCUUCUCUUCUCUGUACACUGCACCUUGAUUCACCCGGGUUCCUUGAUCAGAAGCAGGAAGCCAGGACAAUCAGUCACCCCCAAGAAAGCAGCCGCCCUGGUUCAUUAGCAAAGUGCAUUCGGAAUCGGCGAAACCCCCCCCCAGCCCUAGUUUUUGGAGGUCACAAAGUCAGAGCACAGUCCCAUAGGUUCGUAACCACGAUGGCAACAUCAGGCACUGAAGCAAGUUUAUCUGAAAAGCAAUUGCUAACGUCACUUGGCUGGAACCUGAUCAGCAGGCGUUCCCCAGCAUGUGUUGGCACACCAGAGGCCGAAAUAGACACCCCCGCACUAGUUGUAGACCUAGACAUCAUGGACCAGAACAUAGACACGCUGAACUCUCUCCUGAAAGCGCACCCAAAUGCGCGUCCAAGGCUCCACGCCAAGGCACACAAGUCGCCGGGAAUAGCGCGUAUGCAGAUAGAAAAGCACGACGCUGUCGGGGUGUGUUGCCAGAAGCUGGCGGAGGCGGAGGCAAUGGUCGCGGGGGGCGUUCCGGACGUCCUGAUCUCAAACGAAAUCGUCCAGCGCCCGAAGCUGAAAAGGCUUGCUGAGCUGGCAACACACGCCAAGAUCUCCAUCUGUGCUGAUGACAUCGCCAACGUGCGUGACAUCAGCGCGGCCGCGUCAGAGGCUGGAAUGCAGAUCGGUGUCUUGGUGGAGGUCAACGUCGGUCAGAACCGCUGCGGGGUUGACACUCCCUCGGAAGCAGUGGCGCUAGCACAGGAGAUAGUGUCUCUUCCAGGACUGGAGUUUGCAGGGAUCCAAGCCUAUCAUGGGGGAAUCCAGCAUGUCAGGGAGCGGGAGGAGCGGCAACUAGCAGUGGAGAAAGUUGUGGCUAAGGCGAGGGAAGCAGUGGAUGCGCUGCGAGAAGCGGGGUUGGAGUGUCCGGUGGUCACCGGGGGCGGCACAGGGACGUUCGAGUUCGAGGCUGCGAGCGGGGUUUACACGGAGGUCCAACCCGGCUCCUACCUCUUCGGUGACGCCGACUACGCCCGCAACGACUGUCCCUGGCAGCAGAGCCUCUUCGUUCAAACCACGGUUAUGAGUGUUAACCCGUCCCGCGGAACCGCGGUCAUCGACGCGGGCUUGAAGGCGUCAUCUUUCGACUCCGGGCCGCCUCUGCUUGCUGGGUCCUUGGGGAAAUGUUUCGACGUCGAAAACGGGGGAGAUGAGCACGGUAUACUCGUGCCAAAAAGCGGGGUGCAGGGGACUGUACAAUUGCCGAAGGUCGGCGAAGUGGUCCGGCUAAUUCCUGGGCACUGUGAUCCGACCGUAAACUGUCACGACUUUCUAGUUGGUGUUAGGAAAGGCCAGGUGGAGGUGGUGUUCGAGAUUUCAGGGCGGGGCCCUGGCUUUUGAUAGCCCUCAGUGUGUCUAGGCUGGUUACUCCCGUAAGAUUGGAACGUCUUCUGUACAUACAGAGCUUCGUUUGCGUUUGUAAUCUAUCCGUGGGGUGCUGACAAUACACAACGAAGACUUGGAUCAACUGUAAAUCUUCAGCAAUCGUAUUCAACGAUAUCAUGGCGAAG
Molecule: messenger RNA, 2116 nt
Organism: Klebsormidium nitens
Lineage: Eukaryota; Viridiplantae; Streptophyta; Klebsormidiophyceae; Klebsormidiales; Klebsormidiaceae
Source: the annotation of a GenBank genome assembly